Aedes albopictus (Asian tiger mosquito) is the source of this 494-nucleotide messenger RNA. RefSeq lists its product as uncharacterized. Gene Ontology annotation, molecular function: structural constituent of ribosome; ubiquitin protein ligase binding; protein tag activity. The transcript has a single exon. Lineage: Eukaryota; Metazoa; Arthropoda; Insecta; Diptera; Culicidae. The record is from RefSeq and is a predicted model, not a curated record. Gene Ontology annotation, biological process: modification-dependent protein catabolic process; protein ubiquitination. The coding region runs from base 98 to 334 and encodes 78 amino acids. Gene Ontology annotation, cellular component: nucleus; cytoplasm; cytosolic small ribosomal subunit.
CCUUGGACAAACAAGUUCUCUAGAACACCACUAGAACGGAAGUACCUUGCUUGCAGUUGCAGUUCAGCAAACCCACAGUACCCAAAAACCACACAGAAUGCAGAUCUACCUGAGGACACUGACAGGCCGCACCAUCGUCCUGACCGGACUGGCCGAGGACGAAACCGUUGACAGCGUGAAGAAGAUGGUCGAAGCCCGGGAGGACGUUCCGCCGAAUUACCAGCGGUUAAUCUUCUCCGGCAAACAGCUGGAGGAUGGCCGCACCCUGGACGAGUACAACAUCAUCAAUCGGUCCACGUUGCAUCUGGUGCUGCGCCUGCGGGGAGGCCAGUAAUCCGGGGCAACCGGGGGAUUACUGCCAUUGCCAUUGUGAACUUUACUGUUAUGACGACUGCCUACGAAGGAGAACGAUAUUGCUUAUCUAAGAUUUGUGUUCGGAUUUUUGUGAGGAGGUUCUUUCAAUGAAAUAAACUACUCUACUGUUAAACGUUUAA